AUGGCCGACAUCACCUCAGACGACGACCUGGACUCGGCAGCCAUGGCAGAGGCAAUGGGAUUCACCGGCUUCGGCAUGCAGCGCGCAAACAGGAAGCGCAAGCUCACCCCGCCCGCCCAGACCGGCGCCAACAAUGCGCCCCUGGGCAAGCGCCGCCCGCUGAACCUGCCCGAGCCCGUAUCCGGUGACGCCAGCGGAGCGAAUGCCGAUGAGAUAGGCCUGGAUGAUGAUGACGAUGACGGCGGCGCGAGGCUGGCGAGGGACCAGCAAGGUGGAGGAGAGGAGUUUGAUGCAAACGCCGCUGGGCCGCAGUACAUCGACACGUCCCGGCCAUCGCGAGGGUACUACCCCGAGGAAUUGGAGGACAUGCAGACGCAGGCUAGAAUUGACGCGCUUACCUUUGCUGAUGCACCCUCAACAACGGGCCACCACCAGCUACCCCAGAAACCACCGCAGCAGCAGGGGCAGCACGCAGGCAAGGCGGCGCGCUGGUCCGGUGGAAAGGCUGGCUCAGGGCUGCCGUGGUGGGAGGGCGAGUGGGACCCACGGCUGAUCGACAGGAUGGUCGAGAACCCGUGGGAAAGGCUGGAGAAGCAGCGUGGGCUUGAGGCCCGAGGCACGUGGCCGUCGAAGGAUCGUGGUGCCGCUGUGCCAGCUGGUGCGGGCUCAUCAGGUCCCCUUGGAGGGAGUGAGGCGGGCCAGGCGACGAUGUCGUGA
Diaporthe amygdali is the source of this 717-nucleotide messenger RNA. RefSeq lists its product as uncharacterized. The record is from RefSeq and is a predicted model, not a curated record. Lineage: Eukaryota; Fungi; Ascomycota; Sordariomycetes; Diaporthales; Diaporthaceae. The coding region runs from base 1 to 717 and encodes 238 amino acids. The transcript has a single exon.